Messenger RNA from Sceloporus undulatus (fence lizard), 801 nucleotides. RefSeq names its product mitochondrial ribosomal protein L24 (gene MRPL24). The transcript has 5 exons. Gene Ontology annotation, molecular function: RNA binding; structural constituent of ribosome. The record is from RefSeq and is a predicted model, not a curated record. Gene Ontology annotation, biological process: translation. NCBI's taxonomy places the organism in Eukaryota, Metazoa, Chordata, Lepidosauria, Squamata, Phrynosomatidae. The coding region runs from base 72 to 725 and encodes 217 amino acids. Gene Ontology annotation, cellular component: mitochondrion; ribosome.
GCGCCUAGUACUGCAGGGCCAUCGGAGCCAGUCAGUCCGCCUUCCUUCCCUCUCUCUCUCCUGCCGCCGCCAUGCGCCUGGCCUUGGCGCUGCUGUCGCUGGGCGAGAAGUUCCAACCGUGGCCCGGCUACCGCUUCGGGAUGACCCGCCCGGGGUCCUUCGCCGACCGGAUCAGGCACCCCCCCUGGCUCCGGCGGAGGAGGGUCUUCGUGGAGCCGCUGCGGGAGGAGGACCGCACCGUCUUCCAGGGGGACACGGUGCAGGUGCUGGAGGGCAAGGACCGCGGGAAGCAAGGGCUGGUGGUGGGCCUCGUCAAGGAGCGCAACUGGGUGGUCCUCAAGGGCCUCAACGUGCACUACCGCUUCCUGGGGAAGACCGGCGCCCAGCCAGGGACCUACGUGGCCAGCGAGGCCCCCCUCCUCCUCCGGCAAGUGGCCCUCGUCGACCCCACAGACAGGCAACCCACGGAGGUGGAAUGGCGCUACACAGAGGAGGGGGAGCGAGUGCGAGUCUCCCUCAGGACUGGCAGGAUCAUCCCCAAGCCGGUGGAGCAGCGGGAGGAUGGCAUCAUCCCAGAGCAAUGGACAGAUGGCCCCAAGGACACGUCUGUGGAGGACGCCCUGGAGAAGACCUACAUUCCCUCCUUGAAGACGUUCCAAGAGGAGAUCAUGGAGCUGAAGGGGAUCGUGGAGACGCGGAGCUUCAGGAAGUCUUACUGGUAUUGACGCUGCUCUCUUCUCAUUACGGACCAGAGGCUGCCUGGAUCAAUCAUCUCCUCAAUAAAGGACUUCCCAGCCUUUC